UGUAUAACUUUGAUGAUGCUUUGUUCCUGGUUAGCGUACUUUUGCUUUUGUGUUUUGACGGCUGUUGGCAUACAGUUUCAUCAACAGUCGAACUCGCAAAAUGACGAAAUCGAGUUUGAGCCUAUGACCAUGCCUACCGGUGUUGUUCCUCCACCUCCUUCCCAUAUGUCCUCACAGUCUUCUGCUCUUCCACUUCAGAUCAAUGGCAUAUUUCCAAGCCUGGCUGUAUCUGCCGAAAGUGCUCCUCACCGCAGUGAAUGUGGCGUCGGCGCUCUCAUGCCAUGGGCAGAUCGUCUCUACAUGGUCACGUAUUUGUCGGUUCCACACGCCGGUGCUGGCACAGGUUUGUACGAAAUCGCUUCUAACUUUACUAUGACCAAAAUUGCCGAUCACAACUCUACUUAUGCUAACCGAUUGCUUCACCCUCAUUCCAAUCAAAUCAUAAUUGGAGCUUGGUUGAUUGACGCCCGUCGAAACGUAAGAGUAUUUAACGAUCUUCUGAACGUCAGAGUUGGCGGAAUGGCAAUGCAUCUACAAGAUCCUGAAAACAAAGUCUACAUGCUGGGAAUGGAUGGACCGUUGUGGGAAUGCGACGUUUACCUUCUCAACUGCACACAAAUAUUUGAUUUGGUGAAAACUUUAAACAUUCCAAAAGAUCAAGGAGAACAACCGCAUUUCAAAGCAGCUCACACAAUGAACAAUCGUUUAGUUGUGGCUAGUAACACAUUUGAAGAAGAAGACUUUCUCAAGUCGCAACAUGGCGGAAGGCUGGCUGAAUGGGAAGGACCAGGACAUGAAUGGAAAAUACUGGAAACGACAGCAUUUGUAGAGGUAGCUGGAAGAGGAAAUUUCGGUCGCGUGAUAUACGCUGUAGGCUGGGAUACUGCUUCUGUCAUUCUCAAAGUUUUUGUUGGUGAGAGUAAAGCGGCUCCUGCAUUAACUAACGAAUGGCAGACCUAUCGAUUGCCAAAAGCCAGUCAUGCAUAUGAUCAUCUAUGGCAAACUGAAUGGCCGCGCAUCCGUGAAGUGGAGACAGAGAGAUAUCUACUGGACGUUCAUGGCCAAUUCUAUGAGUUGUCUCCCUUGGGAUGGGCCAGCAGCACGUGGGGACUUCGCCCAGUCUGCAGGCAUCUUAGAAUGAUUCCAGACUUCACGUCAUUUCGUGGACUUUUUGUCCUUGGCGGAAACGAGGUUUCUUCUAUUUUCGACAACAACCUGGUGACUGGUCAGUCUCAGUCUGGACUCUACUUCGGAAAGACAGACGACUUGUGGAGCUUUGGCAAACCUCAGGGAUGGGGAGGUCCGUGGAGAUAUACCAACGUAACCGCCACACUGCCUUCAGAUCCUUACCUAAUGACAGGGUUUGAUAAGAAAGUUCUUCAUUUGUCGACUCAUGAAACGGCUGCCGCUGUUGCUGUUACAGUCCAGAUUGAUUUCACGGGAAUCGCAGGACAUGUGCACGAGGCUUGGAACAAUUACACUACAAUUGUACUGACAGCUACGGUACCGUACGCAUAUCACGUAUUUCCUGAUGGAUUCAGUGCUCACUGGAUGCGAGUUGUAGCUAAUCAGUCAUGCACUGCAACAGCCUACCUGCACUACACGUAAUGGACGCGUCAACUAGCAAACCAUCAUAUAGCUAUCAUUGUAGCAUUACUGUUGCUUGCUGUUAGACCGUAGCCUUCAACUCGUGCAUGAACUUAAAUUUGGCACAACAUGCACAACAUAGUUUUGUAUAUGUAUCUUAUUGCUGUCACCAAGUACAUACACGUUGUGAAAUACAUCAAUAGCAUAAUACGCACCCUACU
Molecule: messenger RNA, 1808 nt
Organism: Corticium candelabrum
Lineage: Eukaryota; Metazoa; Porifera; Homoscleromorpha; Homosclerophorida; Plakinidae
Exons: 3
Coding region: 13-1608 (531 amino acids)
Source: RefSeq, a predicted model, not a curated record